This is a messenger RNA of Fusarium verticillioides 7600, 1569 nucleotides long. RefSeq lists its product as hypothetical. Bases 182 to 1399 code for a protein of 405 amino acids. Lineage: Eukaryota; Fungi; Ascomycota; Sordariomycetes; Hypocreales; Nectriaceae. The record is from RefSeq and is a predicted model, not a curated record. The transcript has a single exon.
ACCGUAUUUGAGACUUACCACCCAUCAGCUGAUUUUAUUAGUGAUACAUACACAUAUAUCAUCACCAUGAAUCACACCUUUGCACUUCCAGUCCGGUCCCGCCCUCUCGGCCUCAAAUUAAGCGAUGCACCAGGCUCCUAUAACAAUAAUACCGUCUCGGGUACACAGCUGAACGAACUUAAUGUACAAAAAAGAGCACCCAAUACCCGGAAGAAACUGGAGGAUCUGGAAAACUUCAGGCCAGCAGCAUCCUAGAGAGAUCCCCGGUCGAAUGAGCAAUCUUUCCCCGAGGCUGAGGCACAUCCCGCAUCCGCAUCCGCAUCCGAGCACUCGAACGACCUCCAGACAAGAUGCAUUUCUUCAGAAUGGAGCUCUACUACCAGUUACCCACCGUGACCACUUUCGUGAAGAAACCCAGCUGAACGAUGCAUCCGAUGAACAAACCCGCAAACCAUCAACGACUGAUCUCAUUUCAGACCAGCUCUCUAUCCUACAAAUGGUGAGAGAUAACCUGAGGCCUAUGAGGUCACAAACUCCCUCUCCAGAGUCCGUGCAUAGAGCUCCAAGGAGCACAUCUUCAUCAUACCAUGACCAAGGUACUGGAUUUAAUGAUGUGCCAUCACCAGCAUCGGACACUCGCAUGCCAAGCUUGGACUUGGGCGAUUUGACGAAAUACAGUCGCUUCAACGACAGGCUAUCUGGCCUGAGAUCUUCAUCAAGCUCUUCUGUUGCUGCGAGAGCUCUGAAUCAAGGAAGCACCCACGGGGCAGAAGUUGAUGAGAUACCAGCUUUCGGGCACUUGCAACGACUACCCAUCCAGUCCUACCACUCCUUUGAGAUUGUAUCAAGUUCCGAAGACCUACAGUCAAAUGUGACGCCUGCUCAGAAGACCAUGACGACACAGCCUUCAUUGGAAGACACUACCAGGUUUGGAAGGACUUACCCCCUGACACCGGUGAAGGCCCGAAUCCGACCCCAGAUUGAUAGCCCAGCAGAAGACCGGUACUCAGAAAGUCCUAGCCCGUCUACCAAACCGCCACGGGUGGAAAGAAGAAGCAAGAGAAAAUCUUCUGUCAUGUCUCUUCGAAGCUUGACAGAGGGAGUGAAACGGACUCGAGCCGGUGUUGAGAAAUUGGCACACAAUAUUUGUUAUAACAGCUGCAGUAAACUUCGCCAUGCCCACCAGAGUGUCAGGCGUCAACACAAAGAGCAGAGAAAACACUACUCGGUUUGGAAGGCACUGCGCCGCAAACUUAGACCUGAGGAUGCCAGCAAGCCCAAGCAUGAGAAAGCAUCUGCGUCUUUCUCGAUCGAACAAGGCGGGCGUGGAACUGAGUCUUGGUGGAAUGCCGGCGUAGAGAAGUAUCACGCCCCUAAGUGGAUGCGCUUUGGGAAAUAGAUUAUAAAUAACUUCCAUGGCAACUCGCGAGAAAAUCAAGGUACAAACGGUAUUAGCCUAGCAUCAUGAGGCGUUAGCUAGCAGCAAGAAGAAGAAAUUGCACAUGGUCUAUCUAUCAAGUUUACCUCGGUAGCAAUCGAUCCAUGAAUAAUACAUUCCUAUGAUCUGCG